UGGAGCCCGCGGCACUGGAAGGGCUCUAGCUGCCCGGAGUCCCGGGAGGCGGACUUGGCACCGCCACCUCGCCGAGGUCUGGGCAGCUCCGAGCAGCCAUCCCCCUUCUCCGCAUGGAGUCUGCGGAGCGCGGGCAGGCGGCGCGGGACCGGGUCCCCAGGGUUGACCCAUAUGGGUUUGAAAGGCCUGAAGAUUUUGAUUAUGCAGCUUAUGAAGAAUUUUUUUCCACCUAUCUGGUGAUACUCACUAGAAGAGCGAUAAAAUGGUCUAAACUUCUGAAGGGAAGUAAUAGUAUCCAGAAAAGUAUGACAGUGAAGCGCUACAUCCGGAAAGGCGUUCCACUCGAGCACCGGGCCCGCGUCUGGAUGGGGGUGAGUGGAGCCCAGGCCCGGAUGGAGAGGAACCCCGGCUACUACCACAGACUUCUCCAGGGAGAGAGGAACCACAGCCUGGAGGAGGCCAUCAGGACAGAUAUGAACAGGACCUUCCCAGACAACGUAAAAUUCCGCAAGAGCGCAGACCCCUGUUUACAGAAGACCCUGUACAAUGUGCUCUUGGCCUAUGGGCACCACAACCGGGGUGUGGGGUACUGCCAGGGAAUGAAUUUUAUAGCGGGAUACCUGAUUCUUAUCACAAAGAAUGAAGAAGAAUCCUUUUGGCUGUUAGACGCUCUUGUCGGAAGGAUACUGCCUGAACUACCGGACCACACAGGCCCAGCUAUGACAUCGAUUUCACAGAAGAGGACACUUAAAGCCCGAGUCCCACAGCUGUCUGCGGCAGACCCAGGUUCACGUCCACGGCUCUGUGACACUAAGACCUUGGCAUGGAAGGUGACUCUGAGCGGUGCCGUUAAAGAAAGGGGAAUCUGGGAAGAUAGAGGGGACUGGGGGCGCUCCUCAUGCUCUGGUGCUGCUGUUAAUGAGGGUUCAGGAGUGGGUAUGCAGAGGCCAGGGGAACAAAGCUGCCCACGAGGAAAGGAAAGGUGGAGAGGUCUCGAGCGUGAGGGGAGAGCCGAGAGGUGGAGAGGACGUGAGCAGGCCCAGCUUCCACGUGAAGGCCCGAACAGCAGCGAUGGGGAAAUUACGAGGAAGAGGGAGUCAAAACUUUCCAGAUGAAAUAUUGACAGAGCUCUGUAUCACGUCUACCGUUUGUUUCAGUUAUGUCCUCAGACUAAUUGCAACGACUGUUUAUAUCCAUGAUCGGUUCAGUUCUGGGGGUGUGGGAAACAUCAGUGAACCAGACACAGAAGGUCCUGCCUUGUGAAGUGCCUGUUGCAGGAAAGAGGUCAAACAGUGAGCAGCUGCAACCACAAUCCAACCCAUAAUAAAUAGGUAAACGGCGUAGUGUUCAUGUUCACAUGCACAGACUCCGCAAAAUGCCCCAAGACUAAAAAUUUACCCCCCUAAGUGGAGGGCAAGGAAAGACCUAAGAAAGAGGCUGGCAAUUGAUAGUUUAUUAAGAGAAACUUAUGUUUGAGUCAUGUCUUCGGCGGCUGCAAGACAAAAUGGGUCCCUGUGCCCCUCGGCAGGUGGCAGAGAAUUCCACAGGGUGGAAAGGGGAGUGGUCUCGGGUGCUGGUACGGGAAUGCCUCCAGGCACAGGAAGUUACUUUACAUGCUUGACCAGGUCUGGGCAGCAGCCUGUUCCAGGGGCCAGCACUUGGUAGGAGGCAAGGGAGGGGAACUGAUUUAUAUCAGGGUGAAUGUCGAUUGUGAUCAGACGGCCUCUAAAGACGGUUUGCAGAAAGCAGCCUCCGUUCUGGCCUGAGUCCAGCGUGAGGGACAGAGAGCGGUCAUGAUGGAACAGUCUCUCCUCCACGGUUAGUAAAGCAAAUUUAGCUGCGUAAAUUUGAAGACAUAGUUGGCUUUAUUAAAUGAUUAAUUAAUCAAGCAACAACUCAGCUAAUAAGUAGAUACUAUGAGUGGUUAUACAGGAUGGAAGGCUUUUAUAGGAAGAAAGGCAGGACAAAGAAAUCAUCAGCAAGGAAAAAAUGAAAGUCCAUUAAAGGAAGGUAAGCAUUCAGGUGAUGAUGGCUUCUCAUUGGCCGAGCUGUGACGUUUCCAUUGUCUAGGCUUGUUGCUGGGUAGAAGGAAAACCUUCCUUCCUCCUGCUGGGUAUUAAAGUGGUAAAGAGUUGAGGUCUGCAGUUGAGGUCUUCCAGUUUGGGGUGGUUGACCUCAUGUGGUAGGGUGUGAUAGCUCUCUCUACAGGCCUCCCCAACUCCAAUUUUAGUUGAGGUUUCCUUUAAAAUUCACAAUAGAUUACUAGCAGGUGAUAAGUGCGUACCUGGAAAAGUAAAAAAGCAGAACUCCAGAUUGUUCCUGAAAUGUCGUGUCCUGUCAUUAUUAGGCUCUGUCAGAGUAAACUGUAGUGCCAUCAGGUCUUGAUUUCAAAAAUGAAAGAAAACAUCAAAAAAAAAUGUCAGGACUGUGAGGGAAGAAAAAGGAAUUAUCCUUGUCAUUGCAGCUGUCCACAUGCAGAGAGGCAGCCGUGUGUCCUGUAAUUAUAAGGACGACUUGAGAGCAAAGCCAAGCCAAGAAGGCUUGAGAGAAGAAUCCUGGAGAUUUACUACAAUGCUGUGGUGAUUAAAAUCGUGUGCUAUUAGCUUACUGAUGCACACAU
This is a messenger RNA of Phyllostomus hastatus (greater spear-nosed bat), 2620 nucleotides long. It is a transcript of the gene GRTP1, whose product is annotated as growth hormone regulated TBC protein 1. Bases 114 to 1115 code for a protein of 333 amino acids. The record is from RefSeq and is a predicted model, not a curated record. Lineage: Eukaryota; Metazoa; Chordata; Mammalia; Chiroptera; Phyllostomidae. The transcript has 6 exons.